Molecule: messenger RNA, 2432 nt
Organism: Carassius carassius (crucian carp)
Lineage: Eukaryota; Metazoa; Chordata; Actinopteri; Cypriniformes; Cyprinidae
Product: TRAF-type zinc finger domain-containing protein 1-like
Exons: 11
Coding region: 145-1809 (554 amino acids)
Molecular function (GO): zinc ion binding
Source: RefSeq, a predicted model, not a curated record
UAUUUUCUUGGGGAAGCCAGGUUUGUUGCCUUCUAAUGAAGAUGGUGGCGAGGGUUCCUGUGCAGCCAUUAUUCCCGAGCGCGCAUGUGACCAGGCUCCGGAGAAGAGACACGGAUCUUUCGACACAUUUCACUGAAAAGGACUAUGGCCGAGGACAAUACCCAGUUUUGCAGUAAUUGCAAGCAUGAUAUUCCAGAAUCCAACUUUACAACACAUGAGAUCCAUUGUCGGCGGAAUAUUGCUCUUUGUGAGGUGUGCCAGGAGCCUUUUCCCCACGCUGAGCUUGUGCAGCACAAAGAGAUGGACCAUGCAGAGGAACAGUGCAAAUGUGGAUUAAAGAUAGAGAAAAGAUUCAUGGCGGGCCACCAGAGGUCAGAGUGCAGUCAUCGACUGGUCCCGUGUCAGUUCUGUGAUUUGGAGGUGGCCUCCUUUCAGGCUAAAGAGCACGAGGAUUACUGUGGGACCCGCACCGAGCCCUGCCCCAUCUGCAAGUGUAACGUUAUGCUGAGAGAACAACACAUCCACCCAGCCCUGUGCGGAAGUCUGACACCACCUCAGGAGAGGCACAGUAGUAGGGCAGUGCCCCAGUCUCCUGGAGCAUGGUUUGAGGCGCAUUCAAUCCAUAACCUAAUACACAAUAAUAACAGCACGGGGGCAGCAGAACGCAGGGGUCCACCACGAGCCUUGGAGGACAGACUACACAACAGCACCAGUGGAACAGUGAGGGGAGGAACCAGGAGAAACGCGGAAACAAGGAACAACGAUUUUGCUUAUUUGUUGGAUCAGGAAACAGAGCUGGGGAACAACAACAACAACCUUCUGUGGUCUCUGGGACAACUGCCAGACUAUGAGUCCUCCAGUCUGGACUACAUGCUGGCCCUCAGCCUGCAGAGUGAAGGUGACUUGGAGGACCCCCGUCAGGAGGGCGUGUGGACUGAUGUGUGGGACCGUCAUCUGGGAAGGACACCAGCCCAUAGCAAUCUCACUUCCCAGCUCUCCUCCAACACUAAAAACAACUGCACUGAAGCCCCCCCUAAAAUCAAUUCAACUGUGGUCCACAGCUCCCGCUCAAACAUCAUGCUACCUUGUGAGUUCUGUGAAGAGCUCUUUCCAGAGGAAGACCUUAUCUUACACCAGACCGGCUGCAGCCCAGCCUCUGCUAUUGCUUCCUUCAGUAAACAAGCUCCUUCUCUCCAGUAUGAAGAAAUCAUCACUCAAGGGGCUAGUCAUGUCAUUACUCCCCGUACACCCAGUCCGCCCACCCUGCCCCUCUCCGUUUCGCCGCUGUCCUACAGUUCCUCCUCCAGCCCAGCUGAGGGCGACGUACUCAUUCCUUGUGAGUUUUGUGGCGUUGCCUUGGAAGAGGAUGUGCUCUUUCACCAUCAGGACAAGUGUGACCUCCGACCCCAGACAGCUUAUUCAAUCGACGGAUUGUCUCCACUGAAACUACACCACACCACCAAAGAGGCCCACGAGAGGCAGAGAAGGGUGAGACAUCAAGCUGACCCUGAUGAGGAGCUCCUGCAGCAGAUGGCUCACGGGUGGCAGAAAGGCACCUCAGGUUUGGUCCAGUGGCCGCCCUCAGCCUACAGCUGCACAAAGAUCACGAAUGCUGAGCAGCAGGUAAAGAGCAGGAGCCAAAGUCACAGAGCAGUAGAAGCCAACACGUACCUCAGUGAGAGCCUCAAGCCCCGUUCUACAAGCACUUCGGGACCUCCACAAAGAGGAAGACUGGAGGGCCGAAGGAGUGAUAAAAACACAGAGACACCGAAGGUGCCUAAAAAACAUAAUGUUGAAAAAGAGGAGUAGAAAAGGGGAAAGAGUCUCACCAGUUUUCUGAGUCUGUAAUUUAAAGCAGUGACCUGUUAUUACUGUCUAUAGUCUAUUAUGUUUACAUGUCCAGGUGAAUUGAUCAAUUCUUUGGCUUGUAUUUCUUUAAUUGGACUAGGUUUUUUUUCUUCAUUUUAUUUUUUCUAUGGUGUUUGUAUGCGAUUUUAAAUGUUGUUUUGAGCUUUGCUAUAUUUUCUUUGUUUCAAAGACGUUGGAAAAUGUUUUUAUUUUAUUUUACACACAUUACAGUAUAAAUAUAGAAACUCUCAUAACACUUUACUGUAUUGUUUUAUACAUAAGUUAAUGCACUAGUUAACAUAAACAUUAAGCAAUGCUGCAUUUAUUAAUCCUGGUUAAUAUUCGUUUUACAUAAACAUUUUAACAUUAACAGUUUUGUAUGUUAAUAUUAUUAGUUCAUAAUGCAUUGUGAACUAAUAAUGCACUAAUGACCAAUAUUAUGUUUAUGAAUUUUUAUUAACAAUGAUUAAUAAAUGCUGAAAAAUACUGAAUGCAUUCACUAAUGUUACAGAACUGUAUUGUGAAGUGCUGCAGAAAUAACACAUUUUUAUUUGAUCCUGAGUGUGACAGUUUUACAAUGUACA